This is a messenger RNA of Triplophysa dalaica, 7046 nucleotides long. It is a transcript of the gene grm3, whose product is annotated as glutamate receptor, metabotropic 3. Gene Ontology annotation, biological process: G protein-coupled glutamate receptor signaling pathway; regulation of synaptic transmission, glutamatergic. The record is from RefSeq and is a predicted model, not a curated record. NCBI's taxonomy places the organism in Eukaryota, Metazoa, Chordata, Actinopteri, Cypriniformes, Nemacheilidae. Gene Ontology annotation, cellular component: membrane. Gene Ontology annotation, molecular function: group II metabotropic glutamate receptor activity.
UCAGCUUCUCUGCCGCGCUCCCCACUUGCGGACCCACACUAACGGAGUUAAGGAACAGUUUGAAAUAACGCACAGAAGAGGGAAAAUGCGCGAUUGCCAACAAAAGGAAUAUCUAACCAAGGGUCUCCAAAGCGUGUUACCUGUAGGGCAACUGGUGUGAACAAAACCCAUCAUUGUGCCCUUGAUCAAAGCGCACAACCUCCCAAGGUGCCCAGAUGGGAACUAGUCUCAAAGGCAAAAUCCAAUGCUGUGGAUCUCCAUGAGUAUCCAGAAGGAACUCCCUGCUGCCCCUUCAUGCCUCUUUCCGGUCUCUGACAUCCUCUCUUCACCCUCUCUCUCCCCACCUGACCAUCACACCUCUUCAGUCUUCCCUUAAAUGAUGUCGUCCGCAGUCCGAGCUCUUCUCCUGGUGCUGCUGGGGGCCGGGGUGCUGCUCUCCAGCGGAGACUCUCCCCGCAGGGAAAUUAAGAUAGACGGAGACCUAGUCCUGGGCGGUCUCUUUCCCAUCCACGAAAAGGGUCAGGGCAUGGACGAAUGCGGCCGUAUCAACGAAGACCGUGGUAUCCAACGUCUCGAGGCCAUGCUCUUCGCCAUCGAUCAGAUCAAUAUGGACGUGGGUCUGCUGCCCGGUGUGGUGUUGGGCGUCCAUAUCCUGGACACGUGCUCGCGGGACACGUAUGCUCUGGAACAGGCACUGGAGUUCGUCAGGGCGUCUCUUACAAAAGUGGACGAUACUGAGUUUAUCUGUCCAGAUGGCUCCUACGCAUUUCAGGAAGACAGUCCGCUAGCCAUAACAGGUGUCAUCGGAGGAUCAUAUAGCAGUGUCUCUAUACAGGUCGCCAACCUGCUACGGUUAUUCAUUCCUCAGAUCAGCUACGCUAGCACCAGCGCCAAGCUCAGCGAUAAAUCCCGCUACGACUAUUUUGCACGCACCGUACCUCCCGACUUCUACCAGGCCAAGGCCAUGGCCGAGAUCCUGCGUGCCUUUAACUGGACCUACGUUUCUACUGUUGCCUCCGAGGGCGACUAUGGAGAGACAGGUAUAGAAGCGUUCGAGCAACAAGCCAGGUUGAGAAACAUCUGCAUCGCCACAUCGGAGAAGGUGGGCCGAUCUAGCGCGAAGCGUUCUUCGUAUGAGGCGGUCAUCCGUCAGCUCCUACAAAAACCCACGGCUCGCGUCGCUGUGCUGUUUCUGCGUAGCGACGACGCACGAGAACUUAUAGCGGCUGCUGCCCGUCUAAACGCGUCUUUCCUCUGGGUGGCCAGCGACGGCUGGGGGGCGCAAGAGAGCAUUGUGAAAGGGAACGAGUUCACGGCGGACGGUGCGAUCACUUUGGAGUUGGCCGCUCACCCUAUACCUCAAUUUAACCGUUUUUUCCAGAGCCUAACCCCGUUUAACAACCAUCGCAACCCGUGGUUUAAAGAUUUCUGGGAGCAAAAGUUUCAAUGCUCACUGGGCGGGACUUCCUCGGCAGUGACCGGGACACCAAAGCCACCGUGUGACCCGGAAUUGACAGUGAAUGAUUCAAACUUUGAGCCUGAAUCGAAAAUUAUGUUUGUGGUAAACGCCGUGUACGCCAUGGCGCACGCCUUGCACCGCAUGCAGCGAAGUUUGUGCGUCAACACGACACGGCUAUGUGAUGCCAUGCGCAGUCUUGAUGGCAGAAAGCUCUACCGGGACUACCUGCUUCACGUCAACUUCAGAGCUCCAUUCUCCCCUCCUGGCUUAGAGAACCAAGUCAAAUUUGACGCAUAUGGUGACGGGAUCGGACGCUACAACAUCUUCAACUAUCAGCGUGUAGCAGGUAGCGACAAGUAUACUUAUAUCAAGGUGGGAGAGUGGGCGGAGAGUCUUUCCCUUAACGAGGCCAUGAUUGGCUGGCCGAGGGGAGCAGACGUGCCCACCUCUCAAUGCAGUGACCCUUGCGCCCCCAAUGAGAUGAAAAAGAUGCAAGCGGGGGAAUACUGCUGCUGGAUCUGUACCUCGUGCGAGCCCUACGAAUACCUGCCUGACGAAUUCACCUGCAUGCCCUGUGCACCCGGCCAGUGGCCCAGUCCUGAUCUGACCGGAUGCUAUGACCUGCCGGAGGACUACAUCAUGUGGGAGGACGCUUGGGCCAUCGGGCCCAUCUCCAUCGCAUGCGUGGGCUUCAUCUGCACCUUAAUGGUCUUCGUCGUUUUUAUCCGGCACAACGACACGCCUCUGGUCAAAGCUUCUGGUCGUGAGCUGUGUUAUAUUUUGCUUCUGGGCGUCUUUAUGUCUUACACGAUGACUUUUAUUUUCAUCGCUAAACCGUCGCCUGUCAUUUGCACGCUACGCCGGUUAGGCCUCGGCACCUCGUUCGCCGUGUGCUACUCCGCCCUACUCACGAAGACCAAUCGCAUCGCUCGUAUCUUCAGCGGAGUGAAAGAGGGCGGGGCUCAGCGGCCGCGCUUCAUAAGUCCCAGCUCGCAGGUUUUCAUUUGUUUGUCACUGAUCUCAGUGCAGCUGUUGCUGGUGUCCGUCUGGUUCCUGCUGGAGGUACCCGGCACACGGCGGUUCACUACACCGGAGAAACGCCAGACUGUCAUAUUGAAAUGUAACGUGCGGGACUCUAGCAUGCUGCUGUCGCUGAGCUACGACAUGGUUUUGGUGGUGCUCUGCACAGUCUACGCCUUUAAGACCCGCAAGUGUCCGGAGAACUUCAAUGAAGCGAAGUUCAUCGGCUUCACCAUGUACACUACCUGCAUCAUCUGGCUGGCCUUCCUGCCCAUCUUCUACGUUACCUCCAGCGAUUACAGGGUCCAAACCACGACCAUGUGCAUAUCUGUCAGUCUGAGUGGAUUUGUGGUCCUGGGAUGCAUGUUUGCUCCUAAAGUCCACAUCAUCAUGUUCCAGCCGCAGAAGAACGUCACCAGUCAUCGACUGAACAUGAAUCGCUUUAGCGUGAGCGGGCCCACCACCAGCUAUGCUUCCCAUGCAUCUGUGAGCGCCAACUACGUUCCCACAGUAUGCAACGGCCGAGAGAUCGUCGACUCCACCACUUCCUCUCUGUGACCCCGCCCCCUCCAAAAACUCCUCCUCCAUAGCGACUGUUAGCAAAUCAGCACACAUUGUGCUCCGCCCAAGAACUAGGUCUGCCUACAGUGUGUAGAAAGUGUGUAUUAUGAGUACUAUUAAAUUAUUUUUAGGGCUCGUUGUAAAUAUUAACUGACAUUGUUGUAGAGAAACAAAAGAACAAAAAAAAACCUUUUUAGAGAGAUUUUGGAAACUUUUGUUUGAUAGAUUUAUUAUGUAUGUUGUUAACGGCCAUGACGUGAUGAUGUAAACGUUUUUCAUUGGGCCACAGUAGUGACUGACAGACCGGCUCCGCCUGCAAUACUGGACACAAUUUGUGGUUGUUUUCUUUUGUAGGCCUCAUUGUAAUACCCUAAACUGUAUGUAUUUAUAUGUUGUAUAUAUUUUGUACAGAAUCUAAACCGAUGGUUUUAACAGCACAAGUUGACAGUAUUAGAGUUUUUGCUGAUAGGGUCACGCAGAGGGCGAGCGCUCACGCUUUCAACUUCACGUCGUCUCAUCGUAGGCAUUGGAUGAUAUUGGAGGUUAAGACAUCAUUAAACUUUCAAAACGUGUAAAUGCAUAUUACAUUAACUGCAUCUAAUGAAGCGACAUGUUUAUGGAUGCGAGCAUGUUUAUGUUGAGGCGCAGAUAUGCAUUAAUGUUUACACUACCUGUGAUGACAACCCUUCUGUGAAUGAGAGAAUAAGCGCUGUAGUGAGCUAUUCAUCUUAUCUACAGAUUUGAUAAAGUCAACAUACAGACUUUUGUCAGGUGCACAAUCUGAAACUGUUCUGCACAAGUGAACCUUUGAACAGCAGAACGUGGGCUGGAGAAAGCACCGUUGUUGAAUUUCGCUGCUGUCUUUCUGAAAUCUCCAUAUUUCGUGAUUUUUAAUAUAUCUUUAUAAUUAGUCACCCCUUUGUCUUGCAAAUAUUUCACAAACAAAAAGUGUUUGUUAACUCUGACAACACAAUAUAUAAUCAUUUAAGAAGUUUAGUGUUUUAUUUCCCCGAAAACAGCAAAUUUAGACAUACAAGGUUUCAAAAGGACAGCAACGAUAUGCUGAAUUACACACCAGAACCUGUGAAGUCGUAAAUAGAGUUGUUUGACGUAAGUUUACGAACACACUGCAGAAUCUGAAAUGUUUUUAAAAUGUAAGAAAAGUAAGAGAAAUCUCAAUAUUAUAAAUACUGUUUUUAAAUCACCCAUUCAAAAGUUUACAAACUUUUAAAAGCAUUAUGUUGCCUUCAGUGAAUGUGUGAGUCUCUCAAAUGUCCAACGAGUCCAAAGAUCUCAACAUUCAUACAGUCACUGUUGCAAAAAAGUCAAGAAAGAAGAUGGAAAAACAGGCAUUUUUCUAAAGAACAGUUAACAAAGAGACAACUAUCACAAAACAUUGGAAAAAUCCAUUGUACUUCAGAUAACAUUGCAGAGUAUUUAAAACCAAACAUUAUUACACCAUUAAACUGAGUUUUCUUUGUACAUUUGGUUAUUAUUGGUGUCGUAAACAGUUGUAAACAAAAUUCCUAUUUUUCAUGAAUUAUCGGCAUUUUCAGAUUCUGCAAGAUGUAUUUAAACGUAUAACCUGAACUGUAUAUAAAAAUACAAUUUGUGUUUAUUUACAAAAUGUUCUUAUAUUGUAUUUUCAAAUUACAUUGAAUUCUUAGGAUAUAAAAUAAGUUCUUAAAAACUAAAAGAAAACGUGGUAAACAAAUGUUCUAUAUUGAUGUAAAAUGAAAACAUAUUUACAUGAAAGUCAACACAUUCAGGUCCAAACAAGAGGUUUCCAGAUAUCCGUGAAGACCGUCACCUCCGGCACAAUUUUAGUGAAAUGAGUCACAUUUCUGAUGUGUGGAUUGCUUUGUGAUGCAGUGAAUGUAAAAUGUACUCCGUCGUUUCGAUAUCGGCUCAUUGUGCCUUAUCAUUUGUCCUGUAGUUUUAAUACGAGAGGGUCCUGAGAGCCUUUGAGAGGAAGGGGCCUGAGCCAUUUUUUAAAGAUGUCUUUUUUUACAUUUCAGAAGUUUUAUACAUUUUUGUGUGUUUGUGUUGGAUCGUGUGGACGAAAGGAUGCUCGGUGACGUUUAUGGGGAGCUAUCGUUAAAAGUGUGUUUGUUUUUAGUUUGGGGUCUUUGCGGGGUCCGGGGGGAUUGUGUAGAAUACCACUUAUUGUCUAACUGUAUCAUGGCAUUGUUGCAUUGUAAGAUCAACAAUUCUUGGCGUGUCAUAGAGACAUAGUAAACAAACAUGUAACAGUAACCUAGAAAUGCUAAAACUAUCAACAUUCAUAAUUCAUCCGCUCGGCAGUCACUGGCGUGUCAUUGAACAGCACCGGGAGGUGAAACAAAAGCAAAUAAUGGUGAGGAGGGAAAUAAUAGCCAAUCGAGAGCAGAUUUCGUCUUCCAAUGGGAUCAGGAUGACUUGCUUAAGGCAAAAAAUACAAACGUACACACACACACUUCAUUAGUUCUGGCUAUAAGACACAGUCCUGCUAUUAACACAGAAUCACAUACUGGCAAAACCAUAAAUGGGUUUUAUGGUUUUCAUAAACGUUAUCUCCAAUCAUGCAGAUUACAGAAGAGACUUAAUUUUACUUUGUGGACAAUAAACAGGCAGAAUAGAAACCCAUAAAGGGAUAGUUCACCCUAAAAUUCUGUCGUUAAUCGACCCUUAAGUUGGUUCAAAAUUAGUUUGUUCUGUUGAACACAAAAGAAGAUCUUUUGUAGAAAGUGGGAAACCAAAAAGUUGUGGGCCACCACUGCCUAGGAGUUUAUUCUCUAUUAUGGAAGUCAAUAGUGCCCGAGAUGUGUUUGGUUAUAACAUUCUUCCAAAUAUCUUUGGGUUAAAUUAAAUUUAUACAACUUGAGAUGAACAACUUCAUUUUUGGAUGAACUAUCCCUUUAAAAUAAAGAAGGGACCAGAGCCAUAUUAAGGGACCAGAAUCAUUAGGGACUCUUUACGUCGGCCAGUAAACAACCACCUAACAGUGCCCUAUACUCCAAAAAGAUUUGUAUUGUUUCAAUUCAUGGUUGGAUCAAAUUCUGACAAACCUUUAAAUUUACCUAAAAAAUAAGCAUGUUUUACCAAACCAUGUGUUUUAAACCACCUAGUUUACUUUAAACCCAACGGUUGGGUUGAAACAGCAUUUUGCAUUUUUCUAGAGACAGGUCACCUUAGCAAUCUAUAUCAACACCCCAGCAACCACAAACAAACAACCUUGCAUCUUUUACACAAGACGCACCCCUUGCAUUCGAAACCAAGACUGUAAAUAUGUAUGCGAGUCUGUAUCUGGUUAUGUAAAGCAGUCUCCCGUCCCAUAAAGCAUCCAGCAGAACGCUCAGCAACCCUGCUCUUUUGUUACGAGGCUUACACAACACCCUCCCAAAAUCCGCACGUAAGUUAAGUUGCUAGGGGACCUGGUUCCGGCAUUAGCCUCUUAAGGAAUGUUUUUGAGAGAAGUCAAAAUGUAGCGGUUUCGUCUGAGUGGCUUACAGUCGGUUUAGGGGGGAGUGGAGACUGCAGUCUGCGCAGAAACCAAGAGAGAGAGAGAAUCUCUUAUCCUUUGUAGGACUCACCCACUGCAGCAAUUUCAUUCGAGUCAUAGUGUGGAUAGAGGGCUUUACUGCAAAAUCAGCCGACUGUGUCUGAAGCACACUGUACGGGAACAUUUAAAGCAAAGUUUUAGAGAUUUAGUGGGAUACAUGUUUCAGGCAUAGUCUACGUUCACACCGCAGUUGUCAGGCCUGUUUGGGGAUCCAAACACAGUUUUGAUCUGAAAUGUGGGCGACAACCACAUUCUUUAAAUUAAGUUAUUGCCUAAAAUUUAAGAGCAUGUUUGGUUGAUACAAAUAGAUCUGCAGUCAGAUGGUAAAAAAUAUCGCCGCUGUCCUUCCAAUCUCUAGAUUUUGUGAUUUUUAUUUUUCAACAUAAUUCAGUUAUUAUUGGUCGCCCUUUAUGUUUGUCACGGAGUUUUGCAAAUGUUUAACCAAUAAAAAGUAUUAAAAAGACA